Arabidopsis lyrata subsp. lyrata is the source of this 2410-nucleotide messenger RNA. RefSeq names its product protein NUCLEAR FUSION DEFECTIVE 4. The transcript is spliced from 3 exons. Lineage: Eukaryota; Viridiplantae; Streptophyta; Magnoliopsida; Brassicales; Brassicaceae. The record is from RefSeq and is a predicted model, not a curated record. Gene Ontology annotation, biological process: transmembrane transport. Gene Ontology annotation, molecular function: transmembrane transporter activity. Gene Ontology annotation, cellular component: membrane. Bases 610 to 2214 code for a protein of 534 amino acids.
UUCGCCAAGAUUUAUAGAAACCAGCUACAUCUACAUGUCUGGUUUUUAUAAUCACAUUAAACUAUAACGGAGGACAGAUAUCUAUAUAUCAUAGACAAAAUGUAAUUAUAUUUUAUAGAAAACGUCACGUUUAAAUUCAUGUAUAUAUAUUAUAUAUGAAUUGAUUAUAUAAUGUAUUCAUCAUCCUCCAAUUAAUUAGUCUCUCAUCUAUACAGCUGUUUCUAUAGAUUAUUUAGUGGACUUCCUCGUUUCUCAUGGUAGACAUUUCAGAUUUAGUUUUGAGUUUACCUAGAUUUCGAUAUAUUCAGGUAUCUCGGUUUAGGAAUUGUCCAGUUUUCGUGUACUUUUUAUGUGGUUGUGUUAUCGGUUACAUUUGGUUUAGUCUAGUUGGAGUGUAACUAAAGCAACUCCAAUUAGAACUCGGUUUGUUUGUACCGUUUGUUUUAAUCCGGUUAAAUUUGGUCUUAACCAAACCAAUAAUGUUGCGCAUGAUUAAACAAACUUUUAAAUUUAAAGUUGACUUUUUUUUACUUUCAUUUUAAGACAAUGGAGGAUACUCAUUAUGAUCGAUGUAGAUAGCUAUAGAGAACGAGAGAAAAAGAGAGAAAGAUGGAGUUCGCAAACACGAAAUGGGUGGCUGCGGCGGCUAGCAUAUGGAUACAAAGCUUUAGCGGAGCAAGCUACACUUUUGGAAUUUAUUCUUCUGUUCUCAAAUCAUCUCAAUCUUAUGACCAAUCUACUCUUGACACCGUCUCCGUCUAUAAAGACAUCGGCGCAAACGUAGGAAUCCUCUCCGGCCUUUUCUACACUGCGGUUGCAAGCCGAACAAGCGGUAGCGGCCGCUUCUUUGCUGGUCCAUGGUUGGUUAUAUUUGUGGGGCUGCUCCAAUGGUUCGUGGGAUAUGGAUUCAUAUGGAUGGCUGCGUCAGGAGUGAUCGAACGGCCUCCCGUGGCUGUGAUGUGUUUGUUCAUGUUCUUCGCCGGUCAUUGUCAGCCUUUCUUUAAUACCGCGAUUGUGGUCACCGCCGUCCGUAACUUCUCCGACUAUGGUGGGACCGCCGUUGGCAUUAUGAAGGGUUAUCUUGGGCUAAGUGGAGCAAUUCUGGUUCAAAUGUACCACAUCUUCUGUGGAGGUGACCCAAGGAAUUACAUUCUUCUCUUGGCAGUGGUACCAUCACUCCUCAUCAUGACGUUGAUGCCCUUCGUUAGAACGUACGACACAGUCAUCGCAGGCGACAAGAAACACUUGAACGGUCUCUCCGCCAUCUCUUUGAUAAUCGUCACCUAUCUUAUGGUCGUCAUAUUGGUCGAAAAUAUUAUCGGAAUGUCAAUGCCUAUGAAGAUAUGCUCCUUUACCUUUCUACUUAUCUUGCUCGCCUCUCCUCUCUUAGUGGCGGUUAGAGCACAACGUGAAGAGAAACAGAGAUUCUUGUCUUUGGAUUUUCCGGUUACCGAGAGAACCACGUUGCUUGACUCUCCAAAGCUCAACUCUUCUUCCGUCCUAACACAUUUCAAUCAAUCGACAGAUGUUAAAGUUGUUAUGACCAAUGACAUGAACGUUCUCGAAGCUAUAUGCACAACAAACUUCUGGCUUCUAUUUGUGGCGAUGAUAUGUGGAAUGGGUUCAGGACUUGCGACGAUAAACAACAUCAGACAGAUGGGCGAGUCACUUCGCUACUCAACGGUUCAACUCAAUUCUCUGGUGUCUCUCUGGAGCAUAUGGAACUUUCUAGGCCGGUUUGGGUCGGGUUACAUCUCAGACACCUAUUUACACAGUCAUGGCUGGCCAAGACCGGUAUUCAUGGGCAUAACCCUUGGCCUUAUGGCUAUAGGUCACAUUGUCAUGGCCUCCGGUGUACUAGGAAGCCUAUAUAUUGGGUCCUUGUUGGUCGGUUUAGCGUACGGCUCCCAAUGGUCACUGAUGCCAACAAUAACCUCUGAAAUAUUCGGGGUUCGUCAUAUGGCAACUAUAUUCUAUACAAUUUCGAUAGCUAGUCCGGUUGGUUCGUACAUUUUCUCAGUGAAGGUAAUAGGCUACUUGUAUGACAAGGUAGCUUCUGAGGAUGAUCAUUCUUGUUAUGGGAAUCAUUGUUUUAGGACUUCGUAUAUGAUAAUGGCAGCCAUGGCUUUGCUUGGAUCUCUUGUGGCUUUUGUGUUGUUCCUCCGCACUAAGAAGUUUUAUGCGACGCUUGUGGCUAAGAGGAUCUUGAAGUAAUCUUUACGAACCUAGGGUCUGAAUCGUGGCUUCAUAUUCAUUUAAUUGGUUUCUUUUCUUCCCUCACAUUUCAAAAGAUAAAUAUCUAUUAUUUGUAGAAAGGAAAUUGAGCAUAUGGCCUACUUUUUUUUUCUUUUAUUGACAUGAGUCAUAUCACCUACAUAUCAUUUUCAGAAAUUUAAUAAUUUGUGUUAGA